Messenger RNA from Letharia columbiana, 1386 nucleotides. RefSeq lists its product as uncharacterized. The record is from RefSeq and is a predicted model, not a curated record. The transcript is spliced from 2 exons. Lineage: Eukaryota; Fungi; Ascomycota; Lecanoromycetes; Lecanorales; Parmeliaceae. The coding region runs from base 1 to 1386 and encodes 461 amino acids.
AUGGAUGAAAACAUAUACACCAACGCAUACUCACUGCCUACCGACACUGCCAAACAUUCUUACUCGCAGCGUACUGGAUUCGAGAACCAACAGAUGGCCCCCUCGAACACCUUCCAAGCUCAACAGCACGGCCGUCCUCCAUCACACUCGCAGGGUGCCGGAGUUUGGAACCAACAGACUGGCCCUUCCAAUACCUUUCAAGCUCAACAGCACGGCUAUCCUCCAUCACACUCGCAGCGCACCGGACACGACUAUCCUCCAUCACACUCGCAGCGCACCGGGUUUGAGAACCGACAGACGGCCCCUUCGAACACCUUUCAAGCUCAACAGCACGGCUAUCCUCCAUCACACUUGCAGCCUCAUCAGCCAUCUUAUGGUUCUCAAUCUUCCGAGUUCGGCUUUGGUCAAAUGCACGGACAGCACUCUUACCAGCACCAACACCAGCAACAAUACCAGCCAUCAUACUAUGGCACUCAGUCACCGCAGAUAGACUUUGGCCAGCCACAUGUGCUGUCAAACCCCGGCCUACAACCACGACCAAGCUAUGGCUAUCCGCCUCCGUAUGGAGGCCUGGGCCAGCCCAGAUUGCAGAAUCGACACUCACAUCUUGGCUUUCCGCCUCAGCAGGCAGUCUACGGCCAUCCACAUGUCGUGGAACAGCAUCCAAGACAUGGUAGCCAACCUCAACAGACGGGGUAUGGUCAACCGCUACCCCAAAGUCAGCAGCCAUUCGAAUCACGAGGGGCAACAUUUGGUCAGCACCACGUCCUACAACGGCAGCCAAAACCUGCCUUUCGGCCGCUGAAGACAGGUAGCGAUGAGCCAUCACAACACAGAGCAAAGCUGCUUACUGCACAGCCACAACCAACGCCUCCGACACACACAACUCCAGCAGCAAUCGACUUUGACUCAAUGUCCAAAAAGGAGUUGAAAGAGUGGAGCAGAGAAAACGGCCUCCCAUGCUCGCAUCUAAAGGGUGUUCUGAUUCAACAAGCCAAACAAAACGCCCCCAUAAAGACAACACAUAGGGGACAGAAAAACAAGAAGAAGGUCACUUUCGAGACGAGCGAACCAACGAAAGGCAAACCUGUGAAAGAGGUGACAGAGACAGAGUCGGAUACGGAAAUGGAAGAGAUGACGAACGAGUUCACGGACUACUCGCAAUACCUCGAACGUCACAGAGAGAAAAACGGAGGUACCGACAUGGGGGCCCUAUCUUUGGAACAGUACAACGGUGCAUGUGAUGACGCCAUGUACGAGUCAAUACCGUACGACAGAUACCUGGAAGACAUCAAGAAUGGGGACGACACGACUGAGCCCAUAAUGAGUCGCUACGAAUUUGAGAUCCAAUUCGCCGAGAUUGAGCUUGCGAUAAAGAAUUCCUAG